CAGAGACGUGAUGCUGGAGACCUUCAGAAACCUAGCCUCAGUGGAUGAUGAGACUCAAUGAAAAAUUUGGGAAGAACUCAGCAUUGAAGAUCAGUACACAUACCAGAGUAGACACCCGAGGUGAGUUGCACUCAGAGAAAGCAGUAUUUCAGGAGGGAAUCUUAGCAUGUCACGAAGUUUAAAAAGCAAACAAAGCACACGUAAGCCUAGGUCAGAUUUGUUUAUUCAUAGAGAGUUUCACGAAGAUUUUUUUAAAUUUGACAUUCAUGUUAUGCUAGAAACAGUUGAAAACAAUCAGCAGGAGAGAUCAUGUUUAAGAAACACUUGUUUUUGUAAUGGUUGCAGUUGAGCCCCCUUUCGUGGCAUUGAGUUCAUUCCACUUUAAAAGAAGUCAAAUCAGUGAGAAAAUUUACCCAUUCAGUGAAAUCCAUGAUAGUGUAAUCCUGUGUGUAUGUGUGUGUGUGUGCUCAGUCAUGUCUGACUCUUUGCAACCCCAUGGACUGUAGCCCAUCAGGCUUCUCUGUCCAUGAAAUUCUCCAGGAAAGAAUACUGAAGUGGGUAGCCAUUUCCUCCUCUAGAGGGUCUUUCCGACUCAGGGAUUGAACCCAUGUCUCUUGUGUGUCCUGCAUUGGCAGGUAAAUUCUUUAUCACUGCACCACCUGGGAAGCCCUGUAAUCCUUGUACUUACUAAUAAAGUGAAACCAUUUAUAACAUGCUUCUCAUGUUUAACAGAAAUCAUGUGGUGGAAAGACUCCAUGAAAGUAAUGAUCAUUGUGGGGAAGGCUUCAGUCAGAUUCCAAAUCUUAACCUGUACCAGAAAACUCUCACUGGAGUAAAACAGUAUGAAUACAGUGCAUACAAAAAAGCCUUCAUGCAUUGUUCACUCAAGAAUCACAGCACUGCUCGCACUGGACAUAAGCCGUAUCAGUGUCAGGACUGUGGGCAGGCCUACAGUUGUCAUUCACACCUAAGGACGCAUGUGAGAAUCCAUAAUGGAGAAAGGCCCUUUGUGUGUAAAUUAUGUGGAAAAACCUUUCCCCGUACUUCUUCCCUCAACCGGCAUAUCAGGAUUCAUACGGCUGAGAAAACCUACGAAUGUCAGCAAUGUGGGAAAGCCUUCAUUGAUUUUUCAAGUCUUACUAGUCACGUGAGAACUCACACUGGAGAGAAACCAUAUCAAUGUAAGGCAUGUGGGAAAGCUUUCAGCUACUCCUCAACUUUUCGAAGACACAUGAUAACACACACUGGAGAGAAGCCCUAUAAGUGUAUGGAAUGUGGGGAAGCCUUCAGCUACUCCUCAACUUUUCGAAGACACAUGAUAACACACACUGGAGAGAAGCCCUAUAAGUGUAUGGAAUGUGGGGAAGCCUUCAGCUACUCCUCAACUUUUCGAAGACACAUGAUAUCACAUACCGGGGAGACACCACAUAAAUGUAAGGAAUGUGGGGAAGCCUUCAGUUAUUCCUCAGCUUUUCGAAGGCACAUGAUAACACACACGGGAGAGAAGCCCUAUGAAUGUAAGCAAUGUGGAAAAACCUUCAUCUAUCCCCAGUCAUUUCGAAGACAUGAAAGGACGCACGGUGGAGAAAAACCCUAUGAAUGUGACCAGUGUGGAAAAGCAUUCAGCCACCCAUCCUCCUUUCGAGGACACAUGAGGGUGCACACUGGAGAGAAACCUUACAAGUGCAGUCAGUGUGGGAAAACUUUCAACUGGCCCAUAUCCUUACGAAAACACUUGCGAACUCACACUAAGGAGAAACCCUAUGAAUGUAAACAGUGUGGAAGAGCCUUCAAUUUGUCUGCUUGCUUUCGAGAGCAUGUGAGAAUGCAUCCUGGAGACAAGUCUUAUGAAUGCAAGCUAUGUGGGAAAGCCUUCUACUGUCACCUCUCCUUACAGAAACAUAUGAGAAGGCACACCGCCGAGAAGCUUUAUGAAUGCGAGCAAUGCCAGAAAGCUUUCAGUUGGCCUGAACUUUUGCAACAGCAUGUGAGAACGCAUACUGCAGAGAAACCGUACGAAUGCAAGGAAUGUGGUAAAGUCUUCAAGUGGCCCUCAUCCCUACCAGUACAUAUGAGAAUGCACACUGGAGAGAAACCGUACGAAUGUAAGCAGUGUGGGAAGGCCUUCAGUUGUUCCUCAUCCUUAAGAAGACAUGUGAGGAUACAUACUGUGGAGAAAUACUACAUGUGUAAUGGAGAAAAUCAUCCUGCAAAUGAAUUCAUGCACAGUGCUUCAGAAAAUUCACACGAGGAGAGAAAUCUUAUAAAAGUUGAAAAUCCGGUAUUGCCUUUAUGAGUCCCUCGUCAUGGAAGUGGAUCCAUAUGGAGUGUGUUUCUAGUUCUUUUUGAUAAAAAUUAACUGUUAAAGUACUCUCUUAACUAUAGUACAUAAAUUUUGUAGGUAGUGGGUUUUUUUUUUUUUAAUGUUUCAGGAAAUAAAACAUUUAUCUUUCCAGUUGGACUCAUGGGUGAUUUGCAGUGUAUUUUUAAUAUAUACACUAUAUUAAAUAUAUAGUUUAGAGCAACUACCCAAUGUGGGGCUCAAACCCAUGACCCUGGGUUAAAAGCCUGAUGCUGUACUGACUGAGCUAGCCAGGCAGUUAAAUAUAUACUUUAAUAUCUUAGUUGUUUAAAUUGUCCUUUCAAGGGUCAUUGGAAAAAUGACCUUGUGGUAUUUGUUGAAAUUUUCCUACUGGCUUAGCGUGGCAGAUACUGGAUAAUCAACUAUUACAUGUUUUCCACCAUGGUAUUGAGACAGCCUUUAUUUAUUUAGGCCAGUGGAGCCUUAUUUCAUUUUUCUUAAAAAUGGUAGAAAUUUGUAAUUAUGCAGAGUUCUUCAAAGUGUGUAGUCUCAUGUGAAUUGUUACUUUCAACUUUUAUGCUUUGCUCUGUCUUUGCUUGUGAUUGUGAAUUAAAACUAGGUUUUUUAUUUAAGAGACACUUAUGAUGUCACCAUGAGAUAUCGAGUUCUGGAUUGUGUUACAUCAGCAUGAGUAGUGUUAGGAACUACAGUUCCCUAGAUCCCUUCCCUUUAUGAUUCUGUGUCCAAAUAUACUAGAAGCCUAUUGAUGUGAGAAACAGAAGGCAGAAGUGAAGCCAUUACUAAGAUUUUGCAGUUUGUUGUUGUUGUUUAGUUGCUCAGUUAUGUCUGACUUUUUUGGGACCCCAUGGACUGUA
Odocoileus virginianus texanus is the source of this 3177-nucleotide messenger RNA. The record is from RefSeq and is a predicted model, not a curated record. NCBI's taxonomy places the organism in Eukaryota, Metazoa, Chordata, Mammalia, Artiodactyla, Cervidae.